Molecule: messenger RNA, 1628 nt
Organism: Parasteatoda tepidariorum (common house spider)
Lineage: Eukaryota; Metazoa; Arthropoda; Arachnida; Araneae; Theridiidae
Source: RefSeq, a predicted model, not a curated record
UUUCACUUAAUUUUGUUACUUUCUCUUUAUCUAGAUAUGUGGACUCGCGCUGAUUAUAGUUGGUGCUGUUGUGAUUAAAAAGGAUUUUACGGAAUUUAUGGAUAGCAAAUAUGUAACAGCGCCUACCAUUCUUAUUGUUGUAGGAUGCAUUAUCUUUGUGGUAGCAUUCUUUGGAUGCUGCGGUGCGGUGAAAGAAAAUCAUUGUAUGGUGAUGACUUUUGGACUGCUUGUAUUUGUCAUUUUCGUUGUUGAGCUCGCUGGUGGAAUUUCUGCUUACAUGUAUAAGGGAGAGGUCAAAGAUUUCCUGAAACAAAACAUGAAUGACAGCUUGGUGCAGCAGAAGAAAGAUGCACUUCAACUUUGGGAUGAAAUGCAAUCCAAAUGGAAAUGCUGUGGUGUAGAUGGACCUCAAGAUUAUACUAAUGUCGGAAUAACCAUACCAAAGAGCUGCUGCGAGCCUGGUACUGAUACUUGCCAACAACCUUUCAUCAAAGGCUGCUUCCCACAAAUGCUUGAAAAAGUGAAAGGUGCUAUUACUGUUAUUGGUGGUGUUGCUGUUGGUCUUGCUGUAGUUGAGCUUCUGGGAUGCAUGUUUGCUUGGUGCUUGGCAUCUGCAAUCAAACGAGACUACGAAGGAGUUUAAUUUGUGCACUCAACUGUUCAUGAAACACCAUGUUCUUAAAUUCGUCCGUUUGAGAUGAUUUUCAUUCUGAGCACAUAAGAAUUCAUUUAUAUACUGUUAUGUUUUUUUAAUUUUUUUUUAAAUAUUUGUAUUUGUAAAUUUUUGAAAUAGUGGGUGCUUUUGUAUUCUGCUAUCGAACACUUUUAGUGAAUUACUUAAUAGAUAAUUCAAAGAUGCUCUCUAAAUCAAGGGAUGUGCAUUAUUUUUAUAAUUUUUUAUCAAUGAAAAUUUUGAAAUUCUUUUUAUGUAAUAUUAAUUUUUGAAUUAUUUACUGUAAUCUAAAUCAUUAACUGGAUCUAAAUUGACUAAAUCUCAAUUAAAUCCAAUUUUGUAUCGGAUCCUAAAUAACAUUCCUAAUCACUGAUAAAGUAUGUGCCUUAGAUAUCCGUUAUUAUUAAAGUAUUAUUUUCGAAAUAUACAAAAUUUAUUUAAAAAAUGUCUACACAUUGUUUUCUUUUUAUGAAAUACUUAUGUUUUUUUUUUUAAACUUUUAUUUAAUUAUAUGCCAAAUAGCUUGUAAUUAGAAUAUUUUGAUAUUUGAAUUAUAUCUAUGUGUGCCAAUAUUAUACUACUCUAUAUAAGCCCUCCAAUAUUUUAUUUCUAGUUUAAAGAUUAAUUCUUAGAUUUGAUUAAGUAGCUUCAUUUAAAUUCAUAACUUUAAAAAAAAUUUCUUUUAAAUUAUUAAUCAAAUUUUAAACUAUUUUGAACUGUAUACUUGUUAUUAAGCACAAGUCUGCUUUCUUGUUAUAAACAUUCCAGUUUUCUUUAUUAUUAAUUAAUGCUAUUAAACUUAAGCAUUUCGCUUUAUAGUGGCUUUAUUUUUCAUCAUGCAAUAUUAUUUGGUCUAAUACUGUUUCUGUAUCAGUAAUCAUUGUAUAUAAAUCCUUGUACUUACCAGUGUAAAAAGUUAUGAAGUCUGUGUAUUAAUAAAACUUUUAAUGUUUGA